AAACCACUUCAGCUGUCCAAGUUUGAACACGCGCCUUCGUUUGUCUAGGUUCGGACCGUUCCGUUCCACUUCGGCACUUCCCAGGAUUCCUUACUUCACCCCAGAGGGGAGAGAGAGCCUCCUUGAAGUCCGAUCAUCUCGAACCCACAACGCGUUUCGAUUCCCUAUCCCAAAUCCUUGAUUUUGCCCAUCUCAUCGUCCAAAAGUUCCGCCAAAGCGUGCUCGUAUUCCCGUGUUUUCCAAGUUAUUUUUGUUCUAAUUUUUUGAAGGUAUCGUGUGUCGAGUAAAAGUAAAUCGAAAGGGAGAGGGAGGAGAAAGUACGAUGGGGAGUCUAUUCGCAUGGCUGCUGUUCUUCUUCUUCCUCAUAGCUCUCCUCGCCAUGGUCGUUUACCAGCUCAUGUGCUUGGCUGAUUUGGAGUUUGAUUACAUCAAUCCAUAUGACUCUGCCUCACGGAUAAACCAAAUGAUUAUGCCAGAGUUUAUCACUCAAGGAGUCUUGUGUUUGCUCUAUCUGAUUACUGGGCAUUGGUUUAUGUCGCUGUUGAGUGUUCCAUACCUGUACUACAAUGUGACAUUGUACAUGCGAAGAAAGCACCUGGUGGACGUAACUGAGAUUUUCAACUUGCUUCAUUGGGAAAAGAAGCAACGGCUUUUCAAACUUGGUUACCUCAUAUUUCUCCUAUUUAUCUCUUUGUUUUGGAUGAUUUGGAGCGCAUUGGAGGAGGAUGAAAGAGAAUUCUAACUUACCUUCCCACACUCCGUAUGGAUAACGUAUUGCGUGCCGUCAACUGAUGUCUACGAGGGAGCUGUACCUCGACCAUGGCAAUUUUAAGGCUAAAUUUGUGUUGGAUAUGAUUUGAUGUUUUUCCAGAGUGAAGGGUUAGGCUAGUUGUGGUUUCAGCUUGAAAGUGUUGUACGGUUGGAGGAUAUUAUUCGUAAUUGGCCCAAUAACUAUAGGUUUUACGGCGAUUGUUGUUCUGUUUUCGGUUUGGUUUUUUGUUAUUUUUUAGUUAGAACUGCAAUCUGAACUUCUUAUGUGAACUGGUCUGAGAACUACGUUUAAUCUAUUUCAUCAUUUCAACGCAA
This is a messenger RNA of Rhododendron vialii, 1086 nucleotides long. RefSeq names its product protein cornichon homolog 4-like. Lineage: Eukaryota; Viridiplantae; Streptophyta; Magnoliopsida; Ericales; Ericaceae. The coding region runs from base 323 to 742 and encodes 139 amino acids. Gene Ontology annotation, biological process: vesicle-mediated transport. The record is from RefSeq and is a predicted model, not a curated record. The transcript has 5 exons.